AUUUGUGUACAUCUAUCUACCUUAGUACUUACACUCGUUUCGGUGGAGGCGACGAAUGGUCGCAGAGCAAGUCUCCGCGCGCCGACCAGGGAUAAACAUAUGGACCAUUAGACAUUCGGCGUCUCCAUCGUCACUGUGCGCAGUCGUGUUAAAUAUUUUAGUCGCUCUGCCGCCAGGCGCAGCGCAGCUGUCAUCCUUUUCCUGCGGCUUCCUCGCCACCGAAAGUCGCAGAUCGUACCUCUAGAGGCCGGGUAUUCUCAGCCGCGGCCAGUCGUGAUCGCGAUCGUGCCGGUGAAAGUCGUUCUCUCGUGAUAAUCCACCUUCUUCUUCCACGUUAACGUGAGAGCGUUCAAAAAUAUCGAAGGUCGCCGCCUUCUGCGUUGAGUGGUGACAUUGGAAAAUGCGCGGGUGAAAAUUUUCUUUUUCAAACGUAUUUCGACGACCGGUAUGUUGAGACCUUGACGGUAAUUAGUGCGGAUCGGUUACAUGCUAGUAAAGAUAAACAAACCCAGCGCUGGCGGAAGUGAAAGAGGACACCCUCCUGGCGGUGAGAGCGUAGGAGAGAACAAAUCUCUCAUCGUAGAACUAGCAGGCACGGCAGCAGCUACAGCAUCCAGUACAAGUAGCAGCAGCAACCAGCCAGCCAUCCAGCAGUGUGUUUCAGCAUCGUCGCGUGUGUGUGAAAAGUGAAAAUCUCCGCCGUCCUUUUGGGGUGAAAAACGUCGAAGGCGAAAAAUUUUCCUUCUUGUGGCAACGCAAUCGAGGAAAUUGGCCAUCCCGCCAUCAGGAAACUCGGGAUUUCGGUGUCGUGAAAAACGGGAAAAACUCCGGCAGGCGGGGAAAAUCUGUGAACGUCGCUUUCUACUAUCUGAGGAGUUCUGAGGCCAAGUCACUGCCCAUUUUGCGUAGAGAAGAAAAACUCGGUCGGGGCGUCGACUUAUGGUGGAGUCUAAUAACUCCUGUAACCUGCCAGCGAGGAUUUGGGCUGAAAUUGCCGAAGCGAAGAAUCGAAGUGAUUGAGUGGGGUUUUGAGAAUGCGGAUUUUGGUGUGAAUUGUGUAACUAUUCGGUAAUUGAGUGCUGCAAAAAUCGAAGGAAAAUGGAUGCAGUGCUGGAAAAAGGAUAACCGUGGAUCAGGGGUUUCUUCGUGGGGGCGUAAAAAAAUGUAAAAUCCUUUCAAUAGGGAAUUAUCGCAAGGAAAGUUUUGAAAAAAUGGUGUUACGCAUUAUAUUAUCAGCCAGAGAAGAUAUGGAUGACGAUAUGUCCUCCCGAUUGAUGACUAGUGAUGGCGGCGAGAAAAAGAAGAAGUAUGGUAUCAAUAUUUAAGAUGAGACCACCUCAGUGAGGCAGUUCAUGGAAAAGUGAAAAAGUGUUAUGCUUCAUUUAAGUUUUGUUGAAGAUAUGUUGAAAACUGGCAUAAAUUACGUAAAUUUGCUCCAUAAUGGCCAGAUGGACCGAUAUUUUGGCCGAAAUGGAGUCCACAGGAGCAAGUGAAAAUCGUAGCUGAAUUUGUACUCCAUAGCCACAUUUUGAGUAACGGGAGUAGCAGCAGCAGCCGAAGUCAUCGAAGGAAAAAAAGCGAUCAGAAAAAAGGAAGAGGCGGUGGGCUGGGGCGUGCAAGGAUUUUCUUGUAAGCCUCUCCGAAUUUCGAAAUCAACCGACAGGCUGUCUCUCGGCAGAUCUUCCCAAAUCAGAGGAUCUCCGUAUUCUUCUCGCGUAUCCUUCUACUCUCGCGUGGCUCCUGUCACUCUCAAACACAAAUGCAAUCGCACACUUACACACUCACACUUUCCGCGGAAUACAGUGAAAAGUGAGACAAUUACUAUAGGAUAUUCUACCGGAAUUAAGGAAAAAUAAAAACAACCAAUCGUUCCGUACAAAUCGAAAAUGCCAAAAACUACGACUUACCAAAUAGUUGCAUCUAGGCGCCGAAUGAUGAAAGUCGCACCAUUCAUUCUACUCUGUUGCUUGCUCAACCACUCCGUACUGGGUCAGCGUCCUCUAGGAAACGCCACGUUCGGAGCAGCACACAACUCCACGGGCGUAAUAAACGUCCUGCAGCCAUCGACCACUUCCACAACCAACGAACCGCCCGUAGAACACAUCCAACUCCCCGGGCAUAGAGCCGCGUCCAGCAAUCAGAUUGCCACCGACGAGGAAGACGAAGAAACACCAUACCCAAGCAUCAACGACAUCUCGUCGGAAAGUGGACACCGGGGCGGGGCCAGUCCCAGUCUGAUCCAGCAUGCCCGGAACAACAAGUACAUUCCCACGCCGACCACGGCCCAUCGUGGCAGCGGCGGCGGCGUCAAUGGCGGUGGAGUGGACGACCCCCACCAAGAUCGAAGGAUGCCGUUCAAUCCUCGGCGGUUCAAAGCGUCCAGUAUCGCCGAACUGCGGAAGCUGAACAAUCAGCAAAAGACACAGGAGCCGGCUGAAGCCCCGGAGCGGAAUGGCUCGGCGACGAUCUCCAGGGGUAGUGCCAGUGGACAGAAUCGGCAGAAUUUACUGGAUAUGCACUACGGGAAUUCGGUGUCAUCUCCCGGAUAUCGACGGCCGUACGAACAUUAUAAAACGCCGAGAGACGAUCCGCUGAGGGCCAUCUACGAGAGGAUCAAUGUGCACUACCCACAUCAGCAGCCAACUGCCCUCGAGAUAGACAACAUGCUCGGAGUGAUGUGCAACUUCGAAACCGAGUGCGCAUGGAAGGCGGACGAAGCGAACCCGAACAGCUUCCAGGUGGUAACCGGAGCAAACCUUACGGCGUCCAAUCGAACCGGCAUGAUGCCGGGUCCAAGUUCGGACAUCCUCGGAGAUGCCAAUGGGCAUUUCCUGCAUCUGAGGUUGACGUCAAACAGCACCCAGCACAUACUGACCUCGCCGAUGUUCGGUGCCACCCGGGAACACUGCUAUCUGGAGAUGAUGACCCACCAGAGUUCGAUGGGCCAUGGAACGUUGCGGAUAGUGAUCGAGACCAGCGGGAACCAGGAUCCGUCCUGGGUGCCGGCGGAAGUGUUUGGAAAUGAUUUGCGCAAGUGGCAGCGGACAACGUUUCGGAUCGAUCGGAUAUCGAAGGAUUUUCAGAUUCUGUUCGAGGUGGUGCCCAAUCGACUCGGUGGACGAGCGAGAGGGCAUGUCAGCAUUGACAAUUUAAAGCUGGUUAACUGUUUCCCGGAUGCAUUGAGCACGAAGAAUUGCAGUGAAUCCCAGGUGCAGUGCACGUCAAGAAAGUUGCCGGUUUGCAUCAAGACUCCGAAGAUUUGUGAUAUCACUGUUGAUUGCGACGAGGAAGAAGACGAAACGCUCAAUUGUGACAAAAUCCCUUUCGGAGGCCGUUGCGACUUCGAGAGCAACUGGUGCGGCUGGCAAAACUAUGGCAACGCCAUUUUAUCCUGGGCACGUCAUUCGGGACCUACGCCAACCGAAAAGACCGGACCGGAUUUUGAUCACACGUUCUGGCAACAGAGCAACACAACAGGAUACUACAUGUUCGUCAACAUGAACCAGCAUGCGAACGAUAGCGAGAAGAAGACAUUGGUUGGAUUGGCGAGCAACGCGAUUAUGAACAGUGUCAUCUUCAAUCCUCCUCCUCUGGUGCACACGAAUGCUUCCUCGCCCUUUCGAAACUCCUGUGUGGUCCGCUUCUACGUCCAUCAGUUCGGAAUGAACCCGGGAAGCAUAAAUCUGUCCAGUGUGGAAAUCAAGGAGAAGGAAAACGUCACAACGACCCUUUGGUGGAGUUCCAAGAACCUUGGUGAUGAUUGGCAGCGGGUUGACAUCAUUCUACCGAACAUCACUACUAAAUACUACCUACAAUUCGAAGCACGCAUGGGCAUGCGGAUCUACUCGGAUGUUGCCAUCGAUGACUUCUCGUUGAGUCCAGAAUGCUUUGGGCUCAACAUACCGGCCGAGCAUCUGGACGGGUACAAUUAUUGGGACCCGCGAAUCGGAGGGAUCAAACAGCCUCACAAAGAUUUUGUCGGGAAGUCAUAUAUCGAGCUCAAUACGUGCGGUGCGAAAGGGCAGCAAGGACCGACUCCGUCCGAUUGUUUGGCGUCGUACAACAACACCGAAGCGUUGAACGCCAUCCACGUGAUAGACAGUCUACCGUUCAAGGGCAUCCAGGCGUGGAAGGUCCCCAACGAGGGCUACUACACGAUCAUUGCGAAGGGUGCCGGUGGAGGUCUCGGAUCAGGUGGGGUGGGGUCGUCCAGAGGUGCGAUGGUGUUGAGCGUGCUGGAGCUCCACAAAGAUGAGGAGAUCUACAUUUUGGUGGGCCAGAGCGGCGAGCAUGCUUGCAUCAAAUCGAUGGGACUGCGGGACGAGACUUGCGAGCCCAAGAAUAAGCAAUACCCGAACGAUCUGUUCUUCUCGAAGACCCACCAGGUGAAGAAUACAGUGAUUGAGGACGGAGCAGGUGGUGGCGGUGGAGGAACCUAUGUAUUUUUGCUCAAUUCGGCCAACACAGCCGUUCCACUACUAGUAGCAGGUGGAGGAGGUGGUCUUGGAGUAGGUCGAUAUCUAGACGAAGAUAUUCAGCAUGGAAAAAAGUUUAUCCCUGGGAAGAAAGACGUUUCCGGGACAGCUCAUUCAGAAGCGGCACGACAUGCUGGACCUGGAGGAGGCUGGCGAGCGCAGGCCGACAUGGCGUUGGAUCCCAACUAUGGGGCUUCUCUUUUGGAAGGAGGUCGUGGAGGAGUUCCUUGCUACCAACCACGGGGAACCCAUGGUCAGGGAGGCUUCGGUGGAGGUGGUGGGGGUUGCGAUACUGGUGGUGGUGGCGGAGGUUACUCCGGUGGCGAUACGAUGAUCAACUCAACGAAUGGACAGGGUGGUAGCUCUUUUUUGGCCUCCAAGAGGAACGUACCGGAGUUAUCAAUGGAACAUUCUGGAACAAACAGUGGCCAUGGGGCGGUUCUUAUUAUACCGGCUAUAGAGGGAUGUGGAUGCGAUUAUCGUUGCGUGGCGCUCGAUGAGUACCGUUUUACAGUGGGAUGUAUCUGUCCAGAUGGCUGGACGCUCAAACCUGAUAACUAUACUGCUUGUGAAAUACAAGCUGAAAAGUAUGAUAUGAAGUACCUUAUCAUGUUCUUUGUAGCCGUUGUGCUAUUUUUAUGUGCAGCUCUGGCUGGUCUAAUACUCAUCUUAUAUAACCGCUAUCAACGUAAACGUCAAGCUGCUCUCCGGCACAAAAUGUUGCUCGAGCAGGAUCUACAGUUGAGUCGAUUGCGGACCACCGCGGACGACACUGGACUGACCAACUUCAAUCCUAACUACGGUUGUGAUGGCAUUCUGAAUGGGAACGUCGACGUUAAGAGUUUGCCCCAGGUGGCACGCGAGAGCUUGCGGCUUGUGAAGGCCCUUGGACAAGGAGCUUUCGGUGAGGUCUACCAAGGCUUGUACCGACAUCGUGACGGAGAUGCAGUGGAGAUGCCUGUGGCGGUGAAGACUCUACCGGAGAUGUCCACUGGUCAAGCAGAGUCUGAUUUCCUCAUGGAGGCUGCCAUCAUGGCUAAGUUUAACCAUCCAAACAUCGUGCACCUGAUAGGUGUCUGCUUUGAUCGUCACCCGAGGUUCAUUGUCCUUGAGCUACUCGCUGGUGGUGAUUUGAAGAACUUCCUUCGGGAAGGUCGCAAUAAACCUGAACGUCCAUCUCCUCUCACGAUGAAGGAUCUUAUCUUUUGCGCCCUGGAUGUGGCCAAGGGUUGCCGUUACAUGGAGAGCAAACGCUUCAUCCAUCGCGAUAUUGCCGCACGGAAUUGUCUGCUUAGCAGUAAGGGCCCCGGCCGGGUCGUCAAGAUUGCCGACUUCGGUAUGGCUCGCGACAUCUACCGUUCCGACUACUACCGGAAAGGUGGUAAAGCGAUGCUGCCAAUAAAGUGGAUGCCUCCGGAAGCCUUCCUGGACGGCAUAUUCACCUCAAAGACUGAUGUGUGGUCGUUCGGUGUGCUUCUUUGGGAGGUAUUCAGCUUGGGUCUGAUGCCCUACACCGGACUGCCGAACCGCGAUGUGAUGCAACUGGUCACCGGCGGAGGUCGCCUCGAUGCUCCUCCUGGUUGCCCUAACGCCAUCUACCGCAUCAUGGCCGACUGCUGGAACCCUACGCCCGAGGAGCGGCCAACUUUCUCGAACCUGCUGGAACGACUGACCACCUGUACCCAGGAUCCAGAGGUGAUGAACGCUCCACUGCCGAGCUUCUUCCGGCCGCCAUCCAACGAGCGUGACACAACCAUAAUGCGUCCGCCUGGAAACGACGACUUCUGCCUGCAAGUUCCCAAUUCGUCGGACUAUCUCAUACCGCUUCCGGGACCGAGAAGCGUAGCUGAACGGUUGCUCAGCGAAGCCACCGGUGUCACCAUUCCGGACACCAUGGUCACCUGCACUGCUCCGAAAACCGCGUCCCCAAGGAUGAUGAACGGCCCUCAGUCGCAACAUCAAGACGGAAACUCCUGGGAGACUUCUUUCAUCCUAGAACAUCCAGCGGUGGCGACUAUGGCAGCUACCAUGCCAACCCAGGAUACGACCAUGUUGGUCACCGAGAACGGCACCUUGGAAGUUCCCUGUCCAGUGGUCGACAAGCUGAUCUCGCUGGAUACGCCACAGCAGACGCCAACCAGUAUACAACCGCCCAUUUCGUUCAGCACUCCGAUGACGAACUCGAUUGGAACCGGCGGUCCGCUGAAUGGUAUGGUGCCGCACUGCAAUGGGCUGAGUGGGAACCCGAACGGUAACGGUGUGCUGCCGUCGACCCCGUCGCUGGAGCAGAUUGAAACGGCCAAGCUGCUCGGUAGCAUACCUCCGCCAAUCACGCUGGACCCGUCGACGUUGAACAAGCAGCAAAGCGGGUUGGUAGGAGGAACGUCGUACGCCAACAUCCGGAUGAUGAGCGCCAAUGCGCUGAACAAUGGCGACAUAGGCGAGAAGCUGGCUGGCGGGCGGGGUAACGGUGGUGGAGGAGGAAGCAUUGGGGUCGGUGGAGGCGGUAGCCACCAUCACAGUAAUAGCAGCGGGAGUGACAAGAGCGACAACCGGCCGACGGCGUUCACCAUCCAGACGUUCAGCGAUCGGUACAUCAACAAUGAGAACCAUUCGGAGAUAAGCUGUUAAGGUGUGGGAGGGAUGCGAUAAGGGAGGGUGAGGUGUUUUCUGGAAUGUAGGGGUUCAUGGGACGAAGAAUUUUUAGGAGUUGUGGGAAUCGGUUACAGUGAUCUUUAUAAGAAUCUGGGAGAUUGUUUGGUGUAGAUGCUCGCUUCCGCAGUUCAACUCAUCGCUCUUACCAGUCUGCGCAUCUACGAACUACUUCUUCAACCUAACAAGCUUUCAGUACAGCUUCCAUAAACUCUAGUCGAGGGGUGGAUUGACGUUUAAUCAGUACCACGUAAGUCCGAGGCAUCAACAAGCUGCAGUGGACGCUUCCGUCGAUGACCACUUGCAGGUAUGCUACACACCCGUAUCCGUGUUCGUUGGCAACGAUGAAGAUUUUUGACUUGGCGUCGCCGAUAUAGCCGGAUGAUUACGACCUCCGGCUGCAAACUCGUCCAGCACUUCCACAAAUCCAAGGAAUUUCUGUCGAUUUCUUAGUCCGAGUUGCAGCUAGAAUGCCACAGAAGCUGGACGACGAUUUUGGCGUGGAUAACGAACGGUAACAGCAAGGAUUGAAGAAGCCCAUGACGCAACUUGCUACGAUCCUUUUCGUCGGCCGCUUAGCCUCGUACAGGUGCGGCAUCAACUCGUAGCGGUUCAUUGUGGAGAACGUGAACUGGUUCGGGUUUGUAUUCCAGAAUACACCCAGGACUCUCCUUCGCCAUCUGUUUGUUUCAUCUGAAAUGCACCGGUAUCACCGGCUUCGUGGUUCUUCCGGCGAGUUGGGCACCCAGUUCAACAUUUUGAACCCGUCCAUUUUGUUGACAAACCGGACUUCCUGCGCUAGCUUCACUGGUUCACUGCCUCUAAUUCGAUGUCGACGCUGUCGAAGUAGUAAUCAACGUAAUGUUCACGUAUUAUGGUACCAACGCGGGAUAUUGGACGCCGAAUUCUUCGCCGUUUGGGAUCUUGUCGACCAAAGUGUCGAAAUAACCAUUAGGUUGAUUCGGCGCGGUUCAUCGGGUCCUUUCGGAAGACGAAACGUUGUUUCUGCUUGUCCUCGCGAAUCUGCAGCUGGUGGAACAUCUCUUUCAAAUCCCCACCGAAGGCGAUCCGUAAUUCGCAAAAGCCAGAGAACACUUUGACCAGUUGAGCCAGCAUAUCCGAGCCUGUUAUCAGCUGUGAGGCUAGGGCAACUCUCUGUACUGCCACUGCCGCAUCCUAGACAAGACGAACUUCAUCGGACUUCUUCGAGUUUCGACGGUACCACGUUGGGUCGGAGGGAAUUCCAGCCAGUUCGUGUGAGGCUUCUAGCAAGAUGUAAGUAUUCCUUCUUUUGGUACUCAUCGAUUUGCUUGCGGACGUUCCCUUUCAGCUUCGGGUGCUUUUCCAGCUGCUUCCUUAUCCCUCCUAAGAUGUAAGGUUUUUCGCACCACGAGGGCGUAGUGCUCAUUCAGCGUGCCUGUCUAGAUCAUAUUGACCCUAACAUCUUACUAGGGUUAAACGAAGCGCCAUUGGGUAGCUGUCCAGAAAUGGUAGAUUCUCCAUUUUCCACAGCAAACCUGUUUCGAAGCGAUCGGCAACGCGCUUGAUGGUUCGUUCCAGUAUUUCUCUUUUGCUGUUUCCUGCGGAAUAGUCACCAGUAACCCUUUCAGCGCGUAGUGACUUUUGAGCAGCUGUUGCAGGUCCUCGUUGGUUAUCCCAUUUUGAUACGAACUACAAUCGGUACCAUAGGCGUAUUCAUCUUUGCUUCUACCGGCGUGAACAAGUUGCUGUUGUUCGCCUUAACCAGUAACUGUCCAUCGUACGAGUUGAUGGGCAACCCUCGCAUAUGUUUGUAUUGUUCCGUGAGCUGCUGCGAUACAACUUUUGAUGUGGCAGCAUCAACUUACCGACCUUAUGAAACAUGUGUAACAACAUCUUGCUGCCUGUUGCGACGCACACAGGCUUUCUGUAUGGGAAUAUUCCACUCUCGAAAUGUUUCCCGUCCACCGGAUGUCCAAUCGCUCUUGUAUUGUGAUCGCGCUCAGACUGCCGGCAAGCCUUUUCUGCACCACCGCGACGGAAGCACCAGGAACGCCCGUACGGAAAUCGUUUCUUCUCUUGGAACUCUUCGGAUGUCACAGUAACUCUCGGAGCUCGGAACUCUCGAAAAUGACCGAGGUUGCAGCGGAUUUCGAACUUGCUCUGCCCACCAUGCCCGAUGAGGCAGACAUGGCGCAACUGCUCACGGGUCACCAGCUUCAAGUACUCAGCGUAUCGCAACUUCUUUAAAUCACCACAGUGUCCAUUAACCCAAGAGCGGUCACGUCGUAUACUGAGUACACGCAACAUGAAAAAUGCACCUUUGGGGUACACAGCUUGAGCGUGGUGUCGCUGAAGAUGCUUGAAGACGCGAUUGCUCGAGGGUUAACCGAUACAUCUUGCACGGUUUCCUCUUUUCGCUUGCGUUUGCAGCAGAACCGCUGGCUUCGCUGUGACAGUACAGUCCAGCUUUCUCCUUCGGCUUCAUCUUUCGGCUUUUUUUGGGGAACUGCUUUCGACGACGACUGUGGACUGACUUCACAGGCGUCUGUCCCGACGUCCAUCAGGAAUUCUGUCAACGUCCGCAGCGUUGUUCCUGAUCCGGCAGCUUGGCAACCAGAGACUUUAUCAGUAGCGGGUUGACGAGGUAUUGCCGUAGAUCCGCUGCCUCCAGAAGGCCGCAUAGUUGCUUCAUCGUGUUUCCAAAUGGAACAAAACUCCUCAAAUUACUCUGCUUCGGAGGUUCCAGCUGAUUCGCCUUGUCCAGAAGGCUUUGAAGCAGUUGCUCUGGGCGGCAGUAAUGCAAUGGCAUGUGAGAUGGUUUCGUGAAACAGUAACUGGGGCUUCUUAAAUUGCCAUCAAGUUCUUAUGGCUGGACGCUUUGUUGGUCGUGUAGAAAACGGGUCACUGUGCCGGUUUGCCGGUGAAUGUUGGGAGUUUGUAUGUUAAUUCCUUCCUUGCGGCCAGCUAGGACUUUGAUGAUUUGGUCUUUUGUUACCCCUAGUCUUUAGUGGCUGACACUCGUCGCGUUCUUGGACGUCUUACUUUCUCGGAACACUUUUCCUUACUCUUAUUUCCGAACUCUGGCUUGACAGAUCGGAAUCGUCGAAGUUUCGUCGUUCUCGUGUUAUGCUUCGGUGCUCUCAUAGUGUCACGUUAGCUUUCUCACGUUAUAAUUGAUUUUGCCGGAAGAACCCGUUCGCGACACCUUCUUGACAAUUUUCGGUUUUGACCUUUGAUACGAAAGUUUCGCCAACUAUUCAUCCAUGGCCGCCAUUUACAUCUCGCAUGACUCCUGGCUCAUCUUUAGCCACUGAAUCUGCUCCUUCUUCUUGGAGUAUCAACGCUUGCCAUGUCCUUUAUUCCUGUUUUUCCUCAGUACUUCAAUUCCAUCAUUCGCUGCUCGAACUCACGUCGCAUCCUCGUUUUUCUUCCUACGCAGCUGCAUUGCUGCAUCCAAGUCUUCUUACUGUUGCUUCUGCUUCUCUUCUAGUGAUCGCACCUUCGUUGAAGCAAGAUUUGUCAAACUCGUUGUCGUUUUUCCGGGUGCGAGCCUGCUUCUUGGCGUUCUUCUCCUUCGGCUGGUUCUCUCUGCUCUCUGCUGACCUUCUCCUGUCAUGUCUUGUUUUGGCAGUCAAUUCUUCGACAGUUUCCCUCCUCAAUGCCUACGCAACGGAUGUGGAAUCAUUCCGAGCAUCCUUCACAGUCCACCAUCACCUCAAUUUAGAUGAAAUAUUGAAAAAGAACUCUGCUUAGGACUACGUAGGACGCUAACUUUUGCUGAAAUAAAAGAGUGACUGAGAACUCCAUUCCAGAAAACACUUCACCAGCUCAAGAAAGAAGAUACGAAUAAACAACAAUGGGUUUCAAAGAAUUCAAACUAAACAUCUGCCUCUGGCAACACGAACACAUUAUUUUGAAAUGUCAAAACCGUUUCCCCAAAUAGGAAACAAACAGCUGCAUGAAAUGUGUCAAGAACAUGCUCGUGUGGAAUUAUCGAUAGGGUAAAACUGAUUGUAAAGAGAGAAGAAAAACGAGAGCAUAACUAGGCAGGUUAAUAAUAAUCAUGAUUAUAAACUAUUGGUGGCAUCACUAAUUUAACAAGGUAUUUCGUAACGAAAACUAGUGUACAUAUAGGUGAAAUUGUCGAAAAACAAAACAAGAACAGAAUAAGAACGCUAACACACUACAAUGCGCUACAAUGUGCUGCAGUGGUAACGGUGGUAGAAGUGAAAUGGAUACGAAGCAUAACCAAACCGCGAAGAAUACAUCAGCCCAAAACCAAGAAGCAGAAUGACAUCCAAUGACUGAGGUGCUACAAUACCUACUGAUGAACGCAAAACACGGAUUGGUUUCUGGGUUCCCAUGCAUGCGGAUUCAGAUCAAGACGAAACAAGAACGCUCGCAGCAAGAACGAGAAUGGACGGAUGGAUGUGAAUGUGUGCGUGCGUGUGAGAGCGCGAGAGAAUUUGGAUCCAUGGUUGAAUCACUAUUGUUUCGGAACUGUGCUCAAUUUUUUGUUUCGAAAGGCGCAAACAAGAGUAGGUAUUAAUCGGAUGAGUAGGAGAGAAAACUAAAACGCUCAUAAUGCCUGAUUUGUGUUUUUGGAUAAAAGUAAGAUUUUGACGUUUAUUGCUGCUGGAAUUAUUGUCGCUACUCAUUGUAUGCAUACGUUGUUACAGAAAUAAGAGGAAAUGAAUAGCUUUACCUUACGUUAAGUGUGAGCAAUCGCCAAGUAUGGUGGAUAGUUAAUUCUAAAAGUAAUCCGAUGAUAAUUUAAAAAACGAUUGCUAGCGGAAUCGGUUGGAAAAAGAUUUAAAAUAAUAAUGUUUGCUCAAUAUUUAUUCAGAUGCAACGUGUAAGCAGAAGAGAAUAGACAAGAGAAUAGUGCUUUUGAAUUGGAUUUGGUUUUGUUUAAGGCUGCUGACAUCGGGAAAAAUGUUCACCAGGUUAUGUAAUGUUUUCUCCUAGGUAUUCUUGGAUUUCAUUUAACGUUCAUUAUAGGGAUACAGCUUGUCGCGUUCGGUAUUUUUAAUUAUAGAAAUCUCAAUUGCUGAGCGUUCGGUAAUGGAUUUUUACCAAAAUUUUGCAAAAAAAUACGAAAUUCCGAUAAAAUAUUAUCAUUUAUCUGUCAUAUUCGGUAAAAGUGGAUAAGUUUAAAUCUGGCAACACUGCCACACUACCCAGUCAGCCAGUGAUCGUAUUAGAUGUUGCAUAAGAUGUCGAAGUGGAGGCGAUAUGCGUGCAUCUUACAUGCGCCUAAAUGGAGGCAUGCACGCAUAUGGCCUCCACUUUAUCAUCUUAUACAACAUCUUAUACGAUAACUGGUUGUCUGGGUAAAAACCGUGCGUGGUGAUGACGACAAUAAAAAUGGUAAGCUCUUGUCGAAUGCGUGUUAGUAUGAGAGCCUGACAAUCACAAGGAUCUUGGUUCGCCACCGGUCGCUCGCAGUAUUGUUUUAAGGUGCCAUGGUGAAUGUGAAACGUAGUGAAAUUGUACAGGAUUUUCUUUAAAAAAAUCACCAGGGAUUCUUUCAGAAAUACUUCGAAAGUGUCCCUCAGAAAUUCACAGAUAUUUCUUCAGAAGUUCUUUUAGGGAUUCUAUCACAAAUAUUUCGACGAAUUUCUUCAUGUAUUAUUCCAGGAAUUUCUCCACAGUUUGCUUCAGAAAUUGCUUUAGGGACUUUAGUCAAGAAAUCCUUCCAGAUAUUUUCCAAAACUUUUUGGAAUCUCCACAGGUAUCAUCUGGAAUACUUUUAGGGAAUCUAAAUUUAGAAACUCAAUUGGAAUUGCUAAAAAAUGCUAAAUUUAGAAUUGCUGAAAAAAAUCUCUGGAGGAGCCAUUGAAGGAAUCCCAAGAGAUAUUUCUGAUACAGGAGAAAUUUUAAAAAUAUCCUUAGUAGACACUUCUGCAGAAAUAUCUAAAGGAUUUGUUCGAGGAAUUCCUGGAGGGACUCGUGGAGAAAUUUUCGCAGCAUUUUAUUAAAAAAUGAUUAAAUGGAAUCUUAUGAAAAAAAAUCCAUGGGCGAACUUCGAAGGAAUCCCGUGCAAAAAAUCCUAAAGAAACCAUUAACAUACUGAAAGAACCCGUGGAGAUGUUGAUGAAGAAAUCGUUGAAGAAAAUUCAGAUAAAACCUUAGAAGGUAUUUUUGAAGAAAUCCCAGGGAAAUUUCUGAAGAAAACUCAGGAGCUAUUUCUUAUGAUAUUCCUGGAGGAAUAGCAAAGGCAACUUCUUGGGAAAUGGUUGGUGGAACGCCAAGACAAUUUUUUUAGGAUGCUUUGGUAGAGUUCCUGGAGAAAUCCUUCAAUAGAGUUUCUGGAAGUUUGUCAUAUUAAAAAUAUCCUGGAAGAGUCCGAAGAAUCUCUUGAGAAAUUUCCAAUGAAACUGCUGUAGAAAAUCCUAGGCAACAUUUCUGGAGAAAUUUCUGAAUCCCUGGGAAAAAUCCUUAAGGUAUUCUUGGAGAGAAUGGUGGAAGCAUUUCUGGGGAAAAUAAUGGAACUCCUGAAAGAAUACUCAUUUUUAUGUUUUGUGCUAACGUAAGAACUAACUGACAUUCACAAGACGCGACGCGAGACAAGACAAACACUUAUCGUUCUUACAAUCGUCAAAGGGUUUAAAAUUUAUUUUUUCUGUCGACCGGUUUCGGGCGCGAUGUUGCCCAUCUUCGGGACAAUGUCCGACAUUGUCCGACAUUGUCCCGAAGAUUUGUCUUGUCUCGCGUCGCGUCUUGUGAAUGUCCUGAAAGAAUGUUUGUAUGAAUUGCUGUACGAAUUUCUGCAGGAAUCUCUGGAGGAAUUCCUGCUGAACUUUCUGGCGGUUGAUUUCUGGAGACAUGCCUAAUUUCAGAUAGAAUCUUUGAAGAAAUUCCCAAGGUAACCUCUGAAGGAGUUCGUGAAUACAUGUACACAUUUUUGAAGGAAAUGCCGGAAUAUUUUCUUAAGAAACCGCAGGCUGAAAAAGUAAUCUAAAUAAAACGUUGAAAGAACUUCUGAAUGCGGAGAUGAAUCAAUCUAGAGCUGGAAAAUAAUACAGAAAUGUAAAAUUUCUGGAUCUCUAUAGAAAUAUAUCCCUGGAGAAACUCUGAUUCCUUCAGAAGGAUUUUCUGAAGGACACACUGGAAGAAUCUAUGAAGGUAUCUCAGGUCGAGUUUCAGCAGGAAUACAUCUUUAAACGGAUUGUUGGUUGAGUAUCAAAAAAAAUAUUAGGCAACUUCCGUAAAGAAUUUUUGAAAAAUUCAUUGCAAUCAUCCUACAAUAAUUUCUGAAGAUAUCCAUAGUGCAUUUUUUACGGAAUCCAUAGAAGAUGUUCUUAAAGAAUCUCUGAAGAUAUUUUUGUAGAAAACCUUAGAAGAAUUUCUUAGGAAAACUUUGAUGACUUUUUUAUGAAUCCCAAGGAGAUUAUCUCGAAGAAUCUUAAGGAUAAUCUUUAGAAAUUCUUAAAAUAAUUUUUAAUUGAAAUUUUGGAAGAUGUUUUAAAGAAAUUAUUUGCGAAAUUUCUAAAUGAAUUAAGAACUAUCGUUUUUUCAAAAUAAAUCGCAUAAAGGACCUACUGGAAGAAUUUAAGGAAAGAUUUCUGAAGAAAACCAUGAAGCUAUUUCUGAGGAAACUCAUGGAACUGUGGUGGAAUUUCUUUAGCAAUGCAUGGAUGACUUUAUUAUAAAAAUAUCCCUGAGGAACUUGCCAUAGGAGUCCAUGGAAAAUUUUCUAAGAAAAAUCACCAAACAGAGUUUUAUAAAGGAACUCAUGGAACACAAUUGAAAUGAUUCUAUGGAUUUUCUACAGAAACCUUUGGAAUAAUUCUUAAAAGGAUUCACCGAAAGAAUCUCUGGCGGAAUUUGAAGGUUUCGUGAAAGACUUCACUGGAGUAAUUUCUGUAGAAAUCCUUGAAAAACUUUCUGGAAGAAAUCGAUGGUAGAUUUUUUGAAGAAAUUUGAGAAGGGGUUUCUAAAUGAAUACUUCGAGAAAAUUCUGGAGGAAUUUCUCGAAAAAUUACUGCAGAAAUUCCCAAAAGAUUUCAGAUUAAAUUUGUGGAAGAAUUCAUGCACCACAAAAGCUCUGUAGUUCUUCAAAGUUGGAUUUCACUGCUGCAGAAUGCAGUAAAAGCUGUUCAGGUAAUCAAAUCAUUCGCUUUUUACCGUCUGUAAAAUGUUUGUUUACAGCUGCCUUCACCUGGGGAGGAUGCAAGCAAAUGUUUGCGUGGGUUUUCUGCAUAUUUCACAACUACAGAGAAAAAUUUCUUCGUAGCACUGUGAUGGUGUACUAUGAUCUGGUGGGGAAAAAUAAUAAUUGAAAUAUUGUCGUCGUUAUUCUAAAGUUACAUCCAUCUCAAUUUAAAACUUUCUGUUCAAUCGUACUUUGUAUAGGGAAGUGGAACCAUCUCGGCAGGGGUCCUAUUUUGGGCAUUUUUCUGCUAUAACUCAGCCAAUUCUAAACCAAUUGUCACAAUUUGUGAAACGCGAUGAGAUACGUAUAGUAUCUAGCCGUGUACAAAAUUUCAAGUCUAUUGGUUUGGAAUUGAUUGAGUUACAGCGAAAGAGUGCCCAAAAUACCAACCGCUGCCGAAGUGGUUCGUUACCCUAUUUAUGUGAUUUGAUUUGGAUUGCGAAGAAUUUGACCCAGUUUUCGAAUAAACACUUACAGCCAAAUAACAUGACCAGUUUAUGUACCAUUGUGUCACGUAGUUUUGUUCUGCCCGACGUUUCGGCACUUUGUAUUUGGUCUUUUUCAAGGGUGGAACUGUCUACCAUUCUUCGUUUUUGUAUAUUGCCACCUCGUGCAUAGGAGCUUCCUGUAUUCAAUUUUAAACAUUUGUACAUUUCUUUAGUAAAAAAGUGGGGACAAACUAUUUUUAACGACCGUCACUACACUGUUCAUUGAGAUAUUGUUCAACUGUUAUUUUGAAGAUGGUGUGCCUAGUCCACUGUCCGCAUAAACAGUCAAGUUUGACACGUCAUUGCCCAAUACAUCCAGCCCUACGGUCGCCAAUUAAUUAAGUUUUCGAUCGAAAUUCAGCGUAGACUGAGUUCCUAAACCCUUCGGUGGCAGCUCUUUCAAGUAUCCCUUUGCCUUGGACAUCUAAUUUUGCAGCCAAAACCCUCCUUUAGACAUUAGCUGCUCCAAAUCUUGCAACAACAAGGUGGCUUCCAGCUCGGAAUCUGUCCCAUCGACGUGAUUGUCCCAGGGGUGUAAGGUCCUAUCCUCUACGCCCACCCAAACAUGCCCACCUGCGCGCCAGCUACCGUAUUACCCCGCUAAUACGACACCGACUGUUGUCGAAUAACCGGGGUAAACUUUUAAUUCGACAAACUCGUCACCCAACACCACUUUGCUCAUUGAAAUUUGCCAAGUCUAUUUUUGUUUUUGUUUUGAUUUCCGGAUUUGUUAUGAAACAUAAUUUCUACAGAUAUUGCGGCCGUGUGAAUGAAAACUCGUUCUUUCUACGAUUGUCGCCUUCCUCAGUUCAUUCCGGUUGGUCUCCAGGCGGUUUGGGUGUCGAAUAGCACCAGCUCAGAACUUCCGGAAUGAGCGGAGAAAUCCCAGGAUAAAGUUUCUGGAGUAAUUCCUCGAGGAAACACCGAAGGAACUUCUGGAAGAAUCGUAGAAAGAUUGCCUUGAAUCAUCCCAAGAGUUUUUGAAGGAACCCCAGGAGAAAUUAUAAGAAAAAAAACCCUAGAAGAAUUAGGUAUUACAGUAAGAAUUCCUGAAUGAGUCCUGGGAGAAAUUGCUGGAAGAACCACAACAGGAAUCGCAUUGAAGGAUCUAGCUGGAACUCCUUCAAGAAAAUCAAGAAGAGCUUCUGAAGGAUUUCCAUGAGAAAUUUUUGGGGGAAUCCUGAGAUAAAAUCUAAGCUUUUCCAGGAGUUCUUCCGGUGAUUGCUCCAGGAACGUCUUCAGAGAUUUUAUUCAGGAAUUCCAGCUGGGAUCUUUUAAGCAAUUGCAACUGUAGUUCUGCCAACAAAUCCUCCUAGGACUCCUUCAAAAGCUCUUGUUUUCAUUAGUACCUUCAGGAGUUCUUCUAGGAAUUUCUCUAGAGAUUUCUUGUGGGAUUUAUUCAGAAAUAUUUGCUGGGAUUAUUUAAGGCAAUAUUUUGAACAUUCUGCAAAAAGUUCCUCUGGUGAUUCCUCUAGGAAUUCAUUUAGAGACUUUAUCGCGAGAUUCCUUCACUAGUUUCUUAUGGGAUUCCUCCAGGAAUUCAUCGAACAACUCUUCCUGCGGUUCUUCUAGCUAUUCUUGCUAGGACUCCUCCAGAAAUGCUAAUUGUGAAAGUUCAAAAAUACUGCUAGGAAUACUUCUAGAGCAUUCUCUUGGCUUUUUGCUGGGAUCCUGCCAGGCAACCAUCCUGGAAUUCUUGCCAUAAUUUCUUCGAUUGUUCUUUCUGGGAUUUUUCCAAGGAAUCAUUCAAUAAUUUCUCCAAAGAUUUUACCUAAAGAUUUUCCAGAAAGUCCUCAUGAAAUACCUGCAGAAAUUCCUCUUGUCCUUCCUCCAAAGAUACAUCAACCAACUUCUCCUGCGGUUCUUCCAACAAUUCCUCUCUCAGGAAUUUAGACUUUGGUACCUAUGGUUUUUCUAGCGAUUCCAAUAGAAUUUUAUCCUGGCAUCCUGGCUGGAUUAUUUCCGGGAAAUCUGCAUGAGAUUUUUUCAGCAUUUCCUCCUGGAAAUUCUUCAGGACGUUUUCUAUAAGUUCCUCCAGAAUACCUCUACCGGUUCUUCCAGGAACUUCUCUAGAUAUCCAGAUAUUUUUUCUGGGAAUUUUUCUUUGGAUUCCUUUGGGAAUUCUUGAGGCGGUUACUUUAGAAAGCCCUGCAUAGUUUCCUUCAGCAAUUCCUCCUAAAACUUCUGCCGAAAUUUAUACAAUGAUAAAUCCCUGAAUCCUUCUAAGAAUUCCUUCAGAGAUUUUUCUUAAGAUUCUUCCUGAAGUUCCUCCGGAGAUUUCUCCAGGUAUUUUUAUUCAGAAAUUUUAUUCAAAGAUUCCCCCAUAAAUUUCUCAUGGGAUUCCUCCAGGAGCUCCUAUUGGCCUUCCUGAAGGAGUUCCAGCUGGAUUCCUCAAACCAAUACUUUUUCCAACAAUCCCUCCCACGACUCAUCCAGAACUUUUUACUGUAAUACCUCUCGGAAAUCAUAUAGGGUUUCUACUUAUAAUUUCACCUGAGGUUCCUUCGAAAACUUUUGAGAUGAUUCAAGCCAAUCUUUCUACGAUUCUUCCAGAAGUUGCUUUGGUGUUUCCACGAGGAAUUACUACACAGACUGUGUCCUGGAAUAUCUAAGAAAAAUCCCAUGAAAUUCCUCCAGGAGCUCCAGUUGGGAUUCCACAUGCGAUUCCUACUGUGAAUGCCUGCUAGGACUCCUCCAGAAAGUUUUACUGUGAUACCUGAAGGGAAACUUCUAUAGAUUUCUCUUGACAUUCAUGCUGGGAUAUUUUCGGAAAUGCCUCGGGUGAUACUUCUAGUGUUUUUUCUAAUGACUAGUAGGUAUUACUAGAGAAUUUUCUUGUGAAAUCCCAUAAGGAAUGCUUGGAGGAAUCCUAAAAGAUGUUCUUUGAAUAUAUACCAGGAGGAAUGUCUAGAGAUAUCCCUGGAAGAAUCUUUAGAACUAUUCUGGAGAAAUCCAUGAAAGAGUCCCUGAAGGAAUCGCAGGCAAUCAAUUCUUAGAGGUAGGCCGAAACGAGUUCUUGAGGGAAUCCCAUGAGAAGAAAUCCAAGGCCAAAAUCUCGGAAGGAAUUCCUGGAGGAAUAGCCUGAGAAACUUCUCGGAGAAUCACUGGAAGAUUGUGCAGCCUCUAUUUAUUACGUAGCACUAAAAUCGAGAUUCUCUGAUUCCCUCCCCCCUCCGUAAAGCUUUUUUGUAUGAAAAUACUCACAAUUUUGUAUGGGCCGUAACGUUCGGCUGUACUCCACCCUUCCCCCUAAAGCGUUACGUAAUUUGUGGUCGACGCAUUGUCUUUAAUAACCUCACCAAGAAUUCAUGAAAAAAAACAAUAUAAAUCUCGAGAGAAAUUCCUAGAAGAAUUGCGGGAGGUAUCAUAGUAGGAAUUUCUAGAAUAACUCCUUGAUGAUGCUGUUUAUUUAUCUUACAAAAAUUGACUCCGGGACCACCGGAACCAAUUCCCGUGAAAUCCGCUUAUCGGUUCCAUAAUGGCCAAAAGUAUAUCGGAUAACACAAAACCAGUUCAGAAUGAUGUAUCUUGAAGAAUCACGAAGUUUGAGCUGUCGUAUGAUGGUAUUGAAUCAUUUUCAAAAAAUGACCCGGAACCGGUUCCCCGGAACAUCCGUAAAACUGGUUAAAUGGCACCAGUGACCAGGAUGGACUUCCAGAUAUAUGUUUCUAUCAUUCUAGUUCAUUUGGGUCUAAAAACUAAACUGUUCUCAUAUCGAAAAUACACUUUUUCCAAUAUGGCCAAUUCCAAUGACCCAUUUUGAUUCCGGAAUAACUCCGGAACCAGGUGGUCAUUCCAAAAAUCCCUGGGUAAUCCCUAAACUAGAAGGAUAUGCGCUUCAUGUCUCAAAAUUAUGUUGAAAAAUAUUGAAAAACAAAAAAAGUUAUAGCGAAAAAGUGUUUUUCCGCACUCUUGUUAGGGGGGUUGGUAACGGAGGGUUAAAAACGUUUCUGAGGGUAUUUCAAAAAAGUAGAAAGCAGAAGCAGGAGUAGCUUUUCACGUUUGACUUAAAAAUUGCCAGACAAGAUACUCCGAUUUUAAACUGUAUCGGAUCGUCUCAACUACAGAAGAAUUUCUGAAGCAAUUUUCCGAGAAAUUCUUGGAAAAAUCUCGGACGACAGAGGUAAGCCGGAAGAAAUUCUAAGGAAAGUUCAAGCAAGCUGGUUUGGCAGUCGUUCGACACGAUGUACCGAAGUUUUGCUGUGCGGAAAUGUCUCUAAUUCGAACGAAUUUCCGAAAGAAUCUCCUGAGAAGUUACUGAAAAAAACUGGGAGAAAUCAAAUUUUCAGAAAAAUUUUGGAAAAAUUAACGGGAAAGAUUUGGGAAGAAUUUAUGUAUAAAUUCUUGAAAACUCCAAAGGAGGUUUUCGUAGAACUCUCUAAGAAAUCUUCUUGGUGAUUCUUGAAAGAAAAAAAAAACUUUCAGAGAAAAUUAGAACAUAAGAAACAAUGGCUGUUAAAACUCACGAGAGAAUCACCACAGAAGUUUCCGAAGGAAUCUCCAGAGAAAUUAUUCAAUGAAUCUGGGAGAAACUCCAGAACUCACGGGACAAAUCUGGAAUAAAUCUACGAUAGAAGUCGGGAAGAAUGUCUGUAUAAAUUCUUAAAAACUCCAUAGGGAUCGCUGAACAAGUCGCUGACACAACUCUUAAAGAAAUCCCCUUAUUAAUUUCUUGAUGAAAAUCUAAAAAAAUCUUGAAAAAUCCGAAUCUUGAUCCAAUUACAUGAAACAUUCCCUGUAGAUGAGGUGAUCUCUCAGAAAUUACCAAAACAAACCAAGGAAGAAUUUUUGAGGUAUAAUUCACAGAAAAAUUAUAGCGGGAAUUUCUUCAAGAGUCCCUCACGGAUUACCCGAAUAAACCACUGCCAGGAAUUCUCUAAUAACUUUUGAAGAAAAAAUAUCCUGUUGAAAUUCCUGAAGAUUUCGCUAAGGAAAAACUGCAGAAAUUCAAAUGAAUUAAGAACUUAUUUUGUGAAUAGAACAAGUAGAAUUCCAGCAGGAACUCUUGAGUAGUAUCAAUUCAUAAACUUAUCUCCGGAGGUUUGAAAGCAAGAAACGGAGAAAUUCCACAAAAUUUCUGAUUUGGUUUUUGCAUAUUUCUAAAAUAAUUGCAAUAUUUUUUUUCGAAAAAUUCGUAAAAAAAAUCCUGCUCUAAACAUUUUUUGAAGAGCUAUAACGAAAGUGCUGGAUAAUUUUCUAGAUGGAUCCAAAUAAUGAUUAAGAAAAGAUUUAAAAUUGUUAGCAAUAAAUUUCUUGACAGAUUUCUGGAUCGCAGUAGAACAUUUAAAGCGGAUUCCAAUUCGGUAACCUGUUUUUAGGGUUUAAUCAAAAAUAGGCAAUAUGGUUCAAAAAGUGUUCCGAAAUAGAGUCUACUAACAGUCUGUACGCAUUAUCCAACAAGAAGAUUCUUCAAAAAAGCGCUCAAUUGAUCUUGUUUCCGGAUUUCAUUACUUGAUGAUGACUAGGAAGCAAUUAUAGCAAUUUCUAAAGAAAAAUACAAAGUUUUAGAUUUUUGUUUUAUUGUAUUAGGAUUCCAACAACUUUUUUUAAGUAGUUUCAAUUAGUCCAAAAGACUUUUUUUAAGUAGUUAGCCAAUAAAUCUUGAAUCAUUCGAAUUCCUAAUAUAUGGCAAUUUGAUGAUCUUCAUAUUAAGUCACCAGCAACGAACAUUUUUCCCGCUGUACAGCAGUUUUAGUUGUUGGAAUUUUCCAAAUUUGCUUCCAGUUAUAUACAUUGCAACUAAGUUGCUCAAGUAGCUGAACCAGAAUCACUGGGUUAUGUAGUGUUUGUGUAUAUGUUAAGUAAAACUCAGCCUGGCGCUGAAGCAGAACUACGUGAACUGCGAUCAAAUCCCGGUUGUCCGAGAAGAAACCAACCGAAGAGAUAAGAGUAUUACAUUUAGGACAAAUGCAAAGCUGGAGAAGAGAAAUGCGGAAAACACAUAUAUUCAGGUUAGUGAACAGAAUUUAAACCUAGCUGCUAAUAAAUACAAGAAAAAUACAUGUAAACAAGGUGGAAAUAAUUUAUUAAACCAAAACAAAUAAAUCGUAAGCAACGAACUAACUGUCAAGAAACAUAAACCACUAAAAACGCUCAUUAAAUGAAUGUUAAGUCGCUGGUUGGCAAAAGAGUGCGACGAAAGCAUUCAGUAUUUAAAUAAACACUUUCUAAUAAUCUACUUGAAUGUUAGGCUUAAUACCAAACACUAACAAAUGUCAUCAAACCGAAUGUCAAAGGGCAAAUAAAUGGCAAAUGGACAAAACAUAAAGCAGGAUGCAAAAAGAAACCGAAUAACCCUAAAACAAAAUAGUCAAUGUGUCUUUGUGAUGUACGGAUAACAGAAAUAAUGCAUUAAAAAACAUUGCCAUACAAAUUCAUGUACCACAAUUACAUAAACAUUUACGCUCCCUUCAUACACACGCAAAAGCAUGCGUAUUGUAAGAUAAACGAAAAAGAGCGAAACAAAAUGUCAACAACGCCACCCAUUUGUCAUUGUCAGUCAUUCUCAAAACAAAGCAUGCCAUGAUACGCAUCCACAGAAACAUACAUCCACUGAAACGUAAAACAAGCCAACGUGAAACCAGAAAGAUGCUUACACAUUUAAUCUAGCUCUAACCUCUACCGUGGUAAGUAUAGAGAGAACAAAAAAUAAAUAAAAACACAAAAGCAAACUUUGUACACAAAAUGCUAAUUAAUUUUGAUAGAAUUGUACAGGAUAAUCAGUUUACUAAGCGAGACACGGGAGCUUAACUUCCCGGCCAGACGGCGGUGGUGGAGCGGAAGUGACGAGAAAGGAAUUUUUAUAUAGAACAUAAAACAACUAUUUGAGGGAACCACAAUGACACUGAAAAAAAAAACAAACAAAAUCCGAUGUAAAUGCCAUACGUUACCACACAUUUUGUACCAAAAUAAAAUGGGAAACACAACACAAGUAUUGAAGUAAUAAUGAAGAAACACAUCCGCGGUACAUGGGGACGCCUAUCCCGGAUCCAGAUAUGCUUUAAAAGCAUCUCCAGCGGGCGGGGACAAAGAGUGUCCGUGUUCUUAAAAAAGUAUAUUAACAAUGUGGCGCUGGUUUUGACGGAAAAUGUCGAUAUCGUUUGUGUAUAUCUACUGGUAAAAAUUCACUAACAAACAAGCAACUGAAAAAGAACACGAUCGACACCUAGCAGGUGUGGAUGUAAAAAUUUUGAUAAUUUUAGCCAAAUUUUCAAUAAAUUUAUUUUUGUAUUGAAAACCACAAAAAACGAGAAAAACAAAAAGCAGCAAUGUAGGCGCACACAAGCGUGAUACACGCCAUAUGCGCAGGAAGAAGAAUUUUCUUAGAAAUCGAUUUAUUAGAAAAUCGAAUACACCAGUUUUUAAGUUAUUUCAUGAUGGAAAUAAAAAUCCCAUUUAGGAAAAAGAAGCCAAGUGAAAUAAAAUGAAGAAUACCAUAGAUAAAUUUAAAAAAACAAACAAACACAUUGAAAUCAGUGUUUAAGUCAGGUGAGGUGAAAAACAUGAAUGCUUUAAUUGAUAUAUGUAUAUACAGAAACAAACCUAUAAAAAAAACCACACACGAUGUCAUGACAAGAAUUAACGUGAAAAUAAACACGCAAAAAACACAGUGUAAGUUAAAAAAAAAACAGAAAAGAAAUAUUAAUGUUAUUUAUUUAUUGAUAUUUAUGUAUAAAAAAAAACAAAAGAAAAUAAACCAACAUAAAAUAACACUACAAAGAGACCCAAAACAAAACCGAUAGAAAAGUGCGAUGCAAAAAGAAAUGAACUCAUCCAUUCGACUACACUGCAGCAAAGCAAAAAAAAAAACGAAAUACAGGAUAGGUUUUGACGCGUUGGAAAACCGCUGUUGAGAGAACCACGCGUGAGUGAAAAAAAAAAUCAAGAAAUGUAGGCGAGAAGAAUGAUUAUAAGCGAGCAAGUGAGGGAAUGUACGACAGAAAAUGAAAAAUAAAACAAAAGUGAUGGAAAUGAAAUCUUAUCAUACAGACUAAUAAAUAAUAAUGACGAAACGGU
This is a messenger RNA of Aedes albopictus (Asian tiger mosquito), 23771 nucleotides long. RefSeq names its product tyrosine-protein kinase receptor. NCBI's taxonomy places the organism in Eukaryota, Metazoa, Arthropoda, Insecta, Diptera, Culicidae. Bases 1887 to 7106 code for a protein of 1739 amino acids. The transcript is spliced from 17 exons. The record is from RefSeq and is a predicted model, not a curated record. Gene Ontology annotation, biological process: multicellular organism development; cell surface receptor protein tyrosine kinase signaling pathway; positive regulation of kinase activity. Gene Ontology annotation, cellular component: signaling receptor complex; plasma membrane. Gene Ontology annotation, molecular function: protein binding; transmembrane receptor protein tyrosine kinase activity; ATP binding.